CGAACUGCGGUCACAUGCUCCUUGUGUUCCAAAUAUCUGCAUUCUCCGCUUUGUCGAACAUGACUGCAACAGUGUUGCGACCUCGACUUGCGUCCUACUUCAAGUCCUUCAGCAGAGGAUCGUGUCUCACCGGCUGGACGUCUCUUGAAGUGCACUCUAAUCUGUCUGGACUCCAAACCAAUUAUCGUCGACCUGAAGUUCAACCUCUCCGCCGCUACACAGACUUGUCGACGCUAAAGUACAACAUGAUUUACACUUUCCCACACAUCAAACUCCUCAGAGCGGUUUCCAGGAUGAAGUUACUGCAGACCGGACUGACGGUUGUUGUGCUGCCGCCAGUCUACUCCCUCUACCUCCUUGGAGACGCACCCCUCUCUCUUGUCACCUACUCGACAGGAAUAGCAUUGUUCGCCGGCAUCAUGCUGUACACGGCGAGUCACUUCUUCCGGCGGGUGGUGGGGAUGAUGUACUUGGACCCGACCCAGACCACGCUCAAAGUUUCCCACCUUACAUUUUGGGGCAAGAGACAUGAUCUGUACAUGCCAGUGGCCGAUGUGAUGCCUAUUGCGGACACUGGGGACUCUGCAAGUGAGGUCGUCUUCAUGCUGAAGAGAUACAGUACUGUGGACACGCUGUAUUUCUUCUCUCAUCAUGGACGAAUAGUGGACAAACAAGGAUUUGAGAGGGUUUUUGGGAGUUUGUAAUAACACGAAUUUAUUUUGUUUUAUUUUUUUUUAAUAAUGUAAUGUUAUUUAUGGAUAAUACUCAGGU
Synchiropus splendidus (mandarinfish) is the source of this 771-nucleotide messenger RNA. Its product is annotated as transmembrane protein 186-like. The record is from RefSeq and is a predicted model, not a curated record. The transcript has 2 exons. NCBI's taxonomy places the organism in Eukaryota, Metazoa, Chordata, Actinopteri, Syngnathiformes, Callionymidae. Bases 15 to 704 code for a protein of 229 amino acids. Gene Ontology annotation, cellular component: mitochondrion.